Cyphomyrmex costatus is the source of this 787-nucleotide messenger RNA. RefSeq lists its product as uncharacterized. Lineage: Eukaryota; Metazoa; Arthropoda; Insecta; Hymenoptera; Formicidae. The transcript has 3 exons. Bases 67 to 435 code for a protein of 122 amino acids. The record is from RefSeq and is a predicted model, not a curated record.
AUUUAAUUCCAUGUUUUCAGACAAAAACUGCAGAAGAAAUUGGCAGCUUUGAAAGAAAAGUGUAAGAUGUACACGGAGAAGGACAAAUUGCAUAGGAAAACUAUACAAAUGCUACAUGUAAAAAUGAAAAAGAUGAUAAAGUGCUUCAAAGUUUCUCUAGCUGAAGAGAAGGAUAAGUACGAGGCGAAGAUGUAUGAUGUUUUAAAGAUAGUCUUCAGUCCAGGACAAAUUAAGAUGCUUUUAAAUCCCUCGGAACGGAAACGCAUUGUCUGGUCCUCCGAAAAUAUAGCCAGUGCAAUGGAAUUAAGAUGCGUCAGCUCAAAAGCUUACCGCUAUCUUCGAAACGUUCAAAAAAUACCUUUACCGUCACUAUCAACGCUUCGAAAAUGUGCCACAUCUAAUAAAAAAAAAAUUGGCAAGGAAUCAUUUCCUUGACAGUGGGUUCAUGGUUGGAGAACAUUGCGUAGACAAGAGCUGUCUACAACGAAUUCUGUCUAUCAAUGCUAGGAACAUCAAAGUUUCAUUUAACAUUUCCUAGUACCAUCUCCACGUUCAGAGGCCAGAGCGACAAAAGGUACUCCCUGCCGUACAGGUGUUUUCGGAACUGACAGCAUCUGCCAUUGAGUGAUAUGGGCAACAAAGGUACCUAAACGAUUUACACUGGCGGGAAACGGCACGAGUUAUUCGGACGUUCAAUAAUUGGUUUGAUGUUUUCAAUGCGAGCUCAAAAUUCGAAAAGCAUGGAGGUAAAAAUAUUGAACCGAUAUUGAAAAAUAAAAUGACAUUU